GCUUAGCACCAGAGAAAAGGAAUCAGGCUUUGGAACUGACCUUCUGAGCCCUGCUCUGUCCAGCACCAUGCCUUAUAGCUGCUGCCUGCCCAACCUGAGCUGCCGCUCCAGCUGCUCCUCCCGGCCCUGCGUGCCCCCCAGCUGUCACGGCUGCACCCUGCCCGGGGCCUGCAACAUCCCCGCCAAUGUGAGCAGCUGCAACUGGUUCUGCGAGGGCGCCUUCAAUGGCAACGAGAAGGAGACCAUGCAGUUCCUGAACGACCGCCUGGCCAGCUACCUGGAGAAGGUGCGGCAGCUGGAGCGGGACAACGCGGAGCUGGAGAGCCGCAUCCGGGAGCGGUCCCAGCAGCAGGAGCCCCUGGUGUGUCCCAACUACCAGUCCUACUUCCGGACCAUCGAGGAGCUCCAGCAGAAGAUCCUGUGUAGCAAGGCAGAGAACGCCAGGCUGGUGGUGCAGAUUGACAAUGCCAAGCUGGCCGCAGAUGACUUCAGGACCAAGUACCAGACGGAGCUGGGCUUGCGGCAGCUGGUGGAGUCAGACAUCAAUGGCCUGCGCAGGAUUCUGGAUGAGCUGACCCUGUGCAAGUCUGACCUGGAGGCCCAGGUGGAGUCCCUGAAGGAGGAGCUGCUCUGCCUCAAGCAGAACCACGAGCAGGAAGUCAACACCCUGCGUUGCCAACUCGGAGACCGCCUCAACGUGGAGGUGGACGCCGCCCCCACCGUGGACCUGAACCGCGUACUCAACGAGACCAGGAGUCAGUACGAGGCCCUGGUGGAGACCAACCGCAGGGACGUGGAGGAAUGGUUCGCCAGGCAGACAGAGGAGCUGAACAAGCAGGUGGUGUCCAGCUCAGAGCAGCUGCAGUCCAACCAGGCGGAGAUCAUCGAGCUGAGACGCACGGUCAACGCCCUGGAGGUGGAGCUGCAGGCCCAGCACAGCCUGAGAAACUCCCUGGAAAACACGCUGACGGAGACGGAGGCCCGCUACGGCUCCCAGCUGUCCCAGGUGCAGGGCCUGAUCACCAACGUGGAGCACCAGCUGGCGGAGAUCAGGAGUGACCUGGAGCGGCAGAACCAGGAGUACCAGGUGCUGCUGGACGUCCGGGCUCGGCUGGAGUGUGAGAUCAACACGUACCGGGGGCUGCUGGAGAGCGAGGACGGCAAGCUGCCCUGCAACCCCUGCGCCACGAGCAAUGCAUGCGCCACAAAUUCCUGCACCCCUUGUGGCCCACGCUCCCGCAUCGGGCCCUGCAGCACCUUUGGGUGCUAGAUAUGCCGGGCUGAGCAGGAGGACGGUGUGAAGACAGAGGACCAUCCAUGGACCAGCCCUGCUCUCUGACAACCAUCAGGCAUGGGGCUCCACCCCAGGUACCACCAUGAUUCUGGAAAGAGAACAGACGUCCAGGCCCACCUGAUCCUCCUCGUUCGAGGUUGCCCUCCUGCAGUUAUUCUGUGAGCUAAUGGUCUGACAAGUUAGGGCUGUGCAAGUCACGUGACGUGUGUUGUGGUUCUCUCUGCUGCUUUGACCUGCCCUCCAGUUCUCCAAAUCCCUUUGUAAAUCUCCUAAUAAACUGCCCUUGCAAAGCA
This is a messenger RNA of Camelus dromedarius (Arabian camel), 1587 nucleotides long. RefSeq names its product keratin, type I cuticular Ha3-I. NCBI's taxonomy places the organism in Eukaryota, Metazoa, Chordata, Mammalia, Artiodactyla, Camelidae. The record is from RefSeq and is a predicted model, not a curated record. Gene Ontology annotation, cellular component: cytoskeleton. Gene Ontology annotation, biological process: intermediate filament organization; epithelial cell differentiation. Gene Ontology annotation, molecular function: structural molecule activity. The transcript is spliced from 7 exons. The coding region runs from base 68 to 1270 and encodes 400 amino acids.